This is a messenger RNA of Salvelinus fontinalis (brook trout), 5412 nucleotides long. RefSeq names its product zinc finger and BTB domain containing 18 (gene zbtb18). Lineage: Eukaryota; Metazoa; Chordata; Actinopteri; Salmoniformes; Salmonidae. The record is from RefSeq and is a predicted model, not a curated record. Gene Ontology annotation, cellular component: nucleus. Gene Ontology annotation, molecular function: DNA-binding transcription factor activity, RNA polymerase II-specific; RNA polymerase II cis-regulatory region sequence-specific DNA binding; protein binding. Gene Ontology annotation, biological process: regulation of transcription by RNA polymerase II. The coding region runs from base 843 to 2489 and encodes 548 amino acids. The transcript is spliced from 2 exons.
UCUAUGGGAAAGGGUCCGGGGAACUGCGAUGGUUUUGUUUUGUACGGGAAGCUCUGGCUUUUCCAGGGCUUUUCCCAGUGUCUGGCUACUUUUAGUCAGAGCUCUAUGGAAAGGGAAGUGAAAGAGUUGUAUGUGUACAGUAGUUGUGUACUGUAGCUAAGCAGGAGCCUGGUGUUUUUGUUGUCAGGAAGAGGUUUCCAAGUGAGAUUUUAACUGAUCCAUUUGUUUGUGGAUAUAGUUUUUCUUUGGUUUGUUGUGAGCAGGUUGGGCUUGGAGUUGAUUGUUGGUCCUUUGAUUGUUGAAUGUCUGUUGAAAUUAUUAUAUUUUUUGUGGAAAUUAUUUUUAUUUGUUUCAACCAAAAUAUAUUUCUUAAUUUGUGCUAACUAAAAAAGCAAUUUAACAUGUUUUUAUUGUCUGGUAAACACACAGUAUUACUUUCUGCUACUAUCAACAUGUUUGAUAUUUUUCCUCAAAGUUAUUCUGGUUAAAACAUCCCAGAACCAUGUCAAAAAAAAUAUCAAUAUGGUCAUUUUUACUAAGAAUAAGUCAAUGUCUUAAAUCUAAAUGGCUGUGAAAUUACUUGAAAGCCCAAUGUCCUCUUUCCCAGGCUUGUGUUCAUUUUUUCUGUUGGUGGUGACUAAUUUAGAACUUGCAGAUUUGAGCUGCCUGAAUUGGCUAGACAGCUGUAAUCGCACUCCUUCUAGUCUUAAUCUCUUUAUCUGGGCAGCAGCUGCCAUAUGGCCCCAGUCAGCUGGAUCAGAUGUUUGUAAGCCUCCUUGUCUGUCCCUCUCUGUCCUCGCAGACCCCUAAUUUGAUCGCUGCUACCUUGUUAUGAAGACAGCAUGGAGUUCCCAGACCACAGCAGACAUUUGCUACAGUGUCUGAGUGAGCAGAGGCAUCAGGGUUUCCUUUGUGAUUCCACUGUGCUGGUCGGCGAUGCCCAGUUCCGAGCCCAUCGAGCAGUGCUGGCUUCAUGCAGCAUGUACUUCCAUCUCUUUUACAAGGACCAGCUGGACAAAAGGGACAUUGUUCAUCUGAACAGCGACAUUGUUACAGCCCCGGCGUUCGCUCUCCUGCUAGAGUUCAUGUACGAGGGGAAGCUCCAGUUCAAAGCCCUGCCCGUGGAGGACGUGCUGGCUGCAGCCAGUUUCCUACAUAUGUACGACAUAGUCAAGGUCUGCAAGAAGAAGCUGAAGUACAAAGCCACUGCGGAGGCAGACAGCACCAAGAAGGAGGAAGACGCCUCCAGCUGCUCUGACAAAGUAGAGAGCUUCUCUGAGGGCAGCACGGGCCACCCGGCAACGGCCGACCUACUGCCCAGUGACGAUGAGGACCUGGAGGCCAAGCAGGACCCCAGCAACCUGUGGAUGAGGCUACCCUCUGACCGCCCGGGCACCCCGGCCAACGCCACCAGCCCAAGGGAGGCUGACGCCCAUGUCAGUCCCCCCAAACUGCAGUCCCCUGCCGGCAGCCCUAGCAGCUCUACUGGCUCCCUGUCCCGGAGGUCCCUGGGCUCCCGUGGCUCCCGAAGCUCCCGUAGCUCUCGCAGAGUGUCAGCGGAUGCAGACUGUGUCCUGGACUUGUCUGUGAAGUCCAGCCUGACGGGGCCCAGCGAGUCCUUGUCCAACAACCCCUAUUUCUGUGGCCGGGUGACGCCCGACAGCCUGCAGAGCACCCUCGUCCAGGUGAAGCAGGAGAAGAACACAGGCUCAGAUGAUGAGGGCCUGGUGAGUGGCGACUAUGAGAUGGACCACAGCGGGCCCAAAGCAACCCCUCCCAGAACCAAUGGAGGACUGAACCACCACGGGCUCGGCAGCCAUGCUCACAGACGCCUGGGCCUGGAGGCCCACCUCUCGGCCCUACGUGAUGCCUCCCUGGCCAGCGAGCUGGAGCGUGAUGACAAGGUCAGCGACGAUGACAUGCUGGGGGGAGAGAGUGAGCGGGCCCAGGUCGAGGCGGCCAGCAUCGACAGCGCCCUGCUGCCCUACGUGUCCAACAUGCUGAACGCUCCUCACACUCAGAUCUUCAUGUGCCCCCUGUGCAACAAGGUGUUUCCCAGUCCGCACAUCCUCCAGAUUCACCUCAGCACACAUUUUCGCGAGCAGGAGGGUGUGCGCGCCAAGCCCGCCAGCGAUGUCAAUGUGCCCACCUGCUCCAUCUGCGGCAAGACGUUCUCCUGCAUGUACACCCUGAAGCGCCACGAGCGGACUCACUCCGGGGAGAAGCCGUACACGUGCACCACGUGCGGUAAGAGCUUCCAGUACUCCCACAACCUGAGCCGGCACGCUGUGGUGCACACCCGAGAGAAGCCGCACGCCUGCAAGUGGUGCGAGCGGCGCUUCACCCAGUCUGGGGACCUGUACCGCCACAUCCGCAAGUUCCACUGCGAACUGGUCAACUCGCUCUCUGUCAAGAGUGAAGGCCUCAACCUGCCCAACCUCCACAGGGACUGGGCCAUAGAGGAUAGUUCUCAAGAACUGUGGAAGUGAAGCCUGCUGAAAUGAUCAGGACUUUGUUUUUAAGCUAAAUGAGAGAGGUGUCAGUGAAGGUUGGGCAGAGAGGUAAGGGAGUUGGAGCAGGGUAUGGGUGGGAGAGGGGUCUGAAUCAGUCAUGUUUCUUGUACGUAACAUUGCAAAAUCUUGUUAAAUGGCACUUUAAUAGCACAUGAACAUGUUACUACUGUUUUCUGUUCCAGUCUUUUGUUUUAUUCUAUUUUAUUUGUUCUGAUUUCGUUAAAAAAAAAUGUAUGUAAACAUGGCCGCUGGUAUCAGUAGCCAGCGUUGAGUUAUUUUUAGAUUUCUUGUGUAUAUACACAAAUGUCUAUACACUCCUUAAAUCUAAGGCACACCUUCAAUGACAACCAUAUGAAGUGUUCAGGUAAUACACACUGAAGUUAGACUAUUAGAAUACACUAAACGGGUACUGUGAUCAUGAAUAUAUACCAGUACACAUACAUGUGUGUAUGAAUACAUGUGUGUAUAGUGCACUACUCUAAUUUCAUUAUCAAAUUGAAUCUGUGUGAAUGUGUGUGCGUUUAAAUUGUUUUACUCUGCAAAGAGGUCUGAUUUAAAUAGCUACAAGCUUCUGUUCCUUAAGCUCUUGUACAUUUUGACUUGUGAUAGGAAACUUGACUGAUGAAAGACAAAUGGCACUCAUGCAAUGUACAGCUUCAUUUUUCACAUUAAUUGAAGUAUUUUCUAAAACCCUUUAUAAAUGAUUAUUUUAGAAUUUCUUAAAUCUCUAUCUGCAGCUUUUAAACAUCCUUUGUUGAACUGAAUUUAAUUUAAGUUGGCUGUAUUCUAUAGGUUCCUGUAGUGAUUAAAUGGAUUUAUUUUUGGAAAAUGGGAUCUGUUAUUGCAUGAAGUCCAACCUGUAUAUUUGAAAUGUGAAUCGCUGUAUUACUGUACACUGUAAUUGAACAAAUAUAGAACAGACUAUGUGAAUACUCCAAGGGUGCAGUCUGUUAAAAAAGUGAAUUUUACAGCUAUGGAAAAUGCAUGAAUAUGAUUUAUUGACCUUUUGUUGUACUUUCUUUUUUUUGCAUUUGAGGAGUGUAUUUUAAAUUAACUAAUUAUAUUCUUAAGUAGUUUAUUUCUUUUCUCUGCUCCUUUUGAGAGUCCGGUAGGACUCCUUUAAAAUGUUCUGCUGGGCUGUGAAGAUUUUUUUGUCAAUGCACUGGUCUUGGGUUUGAGAUUGUGUAACGGUAUGUGAGGUGAAGCUUGUCGUCAGACAGACAGAGGUGGGCAGUGUGGGCAGAAUGCCAGCAGUGACCUAACUAACAAACUAAUCUACAGAAGAUCUCCACUAGUGUGUUUGCCUCCCGUCCACACAGCACUUCAUCACCGUCUACUUUGCUGCAUGGUGGUCAGGGAGUUAAGGUUCCCAACUGCUGUAUCUAUCCAGUUAACGUUCUUCUUUGGUAUUUUCUGCUCUCUCAUUGACAUCAAGUAAGCAUUGUGGGUAAUUGAUUUAUUUCUAUUUUCAUUUGGCACUUGUUUCUAACUGUGCGGCCAAUGAAAAUGUGUCACACUUUUCUAUCAGAGAGAGAGAGAGACUCACCUGUUCAUAUCUGAGUACUCUUGAAGGUUUAUUCUGUUUCAAAACAAAGCUGAAGAAUCGGAGAGCAGCACUAUGCUUAACAUCACGCUCCUAAUUUGUAUGUCUGUGUAUCUGUUUGGAUGCUCCUAUGUACGUACUGUAUGUAUGCACGCGUGCGGGUUUUGUACUGAAAGCGCAAUCCUUACUUUUUAAGGAGGAGAAUUGGCAUGCUUGACUGCACCUUUUAAAGCUUAUUUAACUGAGAUUUAUGCUGAAAAGAUGCCUUUAUGAAAAUUAUAGUUAUAAAUUAUAGAUUCAAGAAAUCAUGGAUACUAUUAAAUUCAAGAGGAGAUGAAAUUAUUGAAUUAACCUUAAAUUAUAAUUUAUAAUUUUUUAAAUUAAAUUUGAACUGUUCUUUAUUUUAAUAUUUUAUUUUGAACUUAUUUUGUAUUUCUUUUUAAUGAAUGUGAACAUUCUGGGAAAAAAUCUGCACUCAAAAUAUUUUUGUGCAGAAAUACCAUGGAAUCAAGUAAAUGCCCAUUCUUGAGAACUGUCAAACAAAAGCAAAACUUUAACUAUACACAAACUCAGAUGAUAGUAAGUAGAGCUAUGAAUGUCUGCACUUGUGGGGAGAUACUGGCAUGCCCACACUGGCCCGGGGGUUUGGUUUGCUCUUCAGUGGAUGUGGUGGUGGCAGCAUCAGCUGGUGACAUGGGUGCUCCUUGCCAACUGUGCACAGUGUCAUGGCAUUUUGCACAGUGGUAAUUGAUCUGUUUGCAACCACAAAUAUCAUGGAAAAUAUCACAUGUGGGUUAACUCUCUAUUUGAAGACUUAUUUACAAUUAUUGAUGGCUUUUCUUAUUGUACUUGACCGCCUUAAAACUACUGUAAACAGCUUCUUUUUUCCCGCGUUGUCACUGGAACACUGUAAGUUUGUAACUGGACUGUUUAUUGACAUUUUUAAAAUAGAAGAAAGUAAGCUGUGAAAUGACCUGAUAAGCAUCUCCAUUUAUCAUCAAUCCAACUUUGGUUACUUGAAAACAGGAAAGGUCCAGUGGGGGGAAAAAACAAAAUGUAGAAGACAAUAUAGGAAGAGAUAGGAGGGGGGAAAUACAUCUGUUGAAAAGGACAAUCACUGUCUGAAAAAGAAGCAGAUUCUGAUUAAAAUAUACUUGCUUCCCUGCGAGAUUUUGUUUCUUUGACAUUGUUCUUUUUCUGGAUUUAGACAUUUUAGCUUUGACAAUCAUAGUAUGUUUUAUGUUCUCAAGGGGAGUAAAUUCUAAGGCUGUUUAGUUUUGUACUUUUUUGGUGUGCUGUUGUUGAAAUUUUCAAAUUGUGUGCAAACUGCAAUAAAUUAUAAGAACCUUAACUCAA